Phialemonium atrogriseum is the source of this 1544-nucleotide messenger RNA. RefSeq lists its product as uncharacterized. The coding region runs from base 18 to 1265 and encodes 415 amino acids. NCBI's taxonomy places the organism in Eukaryota, Fungi, Ascomycota, Sordariomycetes, Cephalothecales, Cephalothecaceae. The transcript has 2 exons. The record is from RefSeq and is a predicted model, not a curated record.
UUUCAAUCGCCGCGAAUAUGGACACUGUGAUACAAGAACCGGCCAAGAAGCAACGUAACCCCGCAGAUGAAGCUCUAAAGACACGCCGAGAGCGAAAUCGCAAGGCCCAAGAUGUAUUUCGGAAGCGUCGACAGGCGGCGGAAGAAGCGCAAAGGCGGCGGCUUCAGCACCUCGAGGAGGUCGUUGAAGAAAUGAGCGGCGUGCUCGUUGGCUUCUGCGAUGAGAUGCUCGAGAAUGAAGAGAUUGCGAGGCAUCCAGCCCUCAUGGCUAGUCUCCAGCGCUCGGCUCAUCGGAUCCUGGCAUUGGCGAGAAGCGUCGACACGGACGGGGUUUCCAAGAGUUCAGAGGCAGAUACCAUCAACCACGAAGAUCAAAUUCCACAGCGUGGUUCGAGUUCGAUCAAGGAACCUCUUCCGGGCCACGUACAUUCCAGCGUGCCGCAAGCAUCUCCUAGCUUCGAUGUCGAGAUAGAUAACAUGGAUAACCACCUCUCGGACAAAACAGCACCUCUCAAUCAACGACCAUUAUCGCCCCAAACUCAACAUCUUCUGUGGGCCAUGAACCCGUUCCCACUCCGCCUCGUCGAGACAACCCUUUCCCGAGCAUACCUGUUCCUCAACGGCGAUCUUCAUGUACCUAUCGAAGAGAUCCAUCGAGCCUUUGGCACGGUGCUACACCUCCGAACGCGCGAACAGCUCGCGGCACGCAUGCAGUGGCUGCUCGGACCAGGGAGGAGUGACAUGUACCGAGCGGCGGGGAUAACCCAGGGCAGCAGCACCGCCCAUUCAAGCGGUACGGAGGCACUGGAGGAGGGUUUCCCACACACGUUUUUAUCAUCACUGGGGGAUCGUAUCAGCCGAGGCCCCUCCGACGCAGAUCUCGUUCCGGGCUAUCCUGGCAACCAGGCCGCGCAGCCCGAGUUUCUUACCGCAGUCGGUGUCCAGAAGCAGCUCGAGGGUCUAGGGGCCAAGAUGAUUGACCCAGACACGAUGGAAAUCAGCAUCAGCAGCAGCUCCGCAUUAUCCGGAUCUGGCGUCGACAAGCCGGACGUGGCACUUGGCGCCCCUCCGCUGCUGCACAGUCCGAGGCCAAAGGCUUCGGCACCCCUGAUAAUGCGGCUAAGCGUAUCUCUCCUAACAACCAACCUAGCUCACGUAGCUGUGUGCCUCGGGAAAGGACCUAGGUAUCCGCGAUGGGAAAUGGGACGGGCGGUACAGGCGUCGGUGACACUGGUUCGUGGUGGUGAAGGUGUUGCGAGACAAUAAUACUUAAGACACGGGUUACUGUGAUGUUGUCAAAGAGUAUUGGCUAUAUUCCGCGUUUCAAGUGAGGUGAGUGUAUGGAUGUUGACCAGCGGAACCCGUUUUAGGCCAAGGAGACAUCGGGAAGGAAGUCGGGCAGCUAUCAGAUAUCCGACUAGCCCAUAUGUUCCUCAGAUCGGCGGCGGAGGGGCUUAGAAGGGCCGCAGGGAGCCACUGUUUAUAUUAUACCUGAAGAUUAGAAGCCUGCUCCUUAAUAAUGGGACGUACAUUUCCCAAAAAAAA